AUGAAGCAGCACAUGCCUAAUAAGCCUAAUCAUUGGGGCUAUAAAAUGUUUGUACUUGUCGGUGAGAAUCCACAAUACGGCUUUUGUACUGAUAUUGUGCUUGACUUAAGUGAAACCGUACCACGUUUAAUGAACCAUAAAAUCUAUUUUGACAAUUACUGCACAAAUAUUCGGCUGCAAGUCGAAUUAAAACGACUGGGUAUUUAUGCGGUGGGUACAGUAAGAUCCAACCGACUACCCGACCUUGUUAUGAAAACUAAACAAGAAUUAACACGUGAAGGUCGAGGAGCAAUGGACUAUCGUAUAGCUGAAGUUGAUGGUGUGGAAUUAUGUGCCACCAGAUGGUACGGCAACAACGUUGUCAAUCGCCUAUCGACAUUGCACGGUUGUGAUAAUACUGAUUUAGCUAAACGAUGGUCAUCAAAAUAG
Messenger RNA from Rotaria socialis, 429 nucleotides. The record is from the annotation of a GenBank genome assembly. Lineage: Eukaryota; Metazoa; Rotifera; Eurotatoria; Philodinida; Philodinidae.